AUGGGAUAUUUCACGACAACUGAGAGCAAUGCGUUCGACGUCGACAAUCCUUGGGACAUUGAUAAGAUGCUGGGCUACCAAGAGAAUGAAGGCGAGAGAGCUGCUGGCUUGCCCCCCAACAAUCAAUACAACCCACACGAUGAAUUUUACUACACCUUUUAG
Molecule: messenger RNA, 162 nt
Organism: Trichoderma virens Gv29-8
Lineage: Eukaryota; Fungi; Ascomycota; Sordariomycetes; Hypocreales; Hypocreaceae
Exons: 2
Coding region: 1-162 (53 amino acids)
Source: RefSeq, a predicted model, not a curated record